This is a messenger RNA of Macrosiphum euphorbiae (potato aphid), 888 nucleotides long. NCBI's taxonomy places the organism in Eukaryota, Metazoa, Arthropoda, Insecta, Hemiptera, Aphididae. The record is from the annotation of a GenBank genome assembly.
AUGACGUUUUUGAAUAAUAUUAUAGUUAUUCCAUUACUUUUUAAUUUAAUUCAUAACGUCCUUUCUAUAGACCAGGACUAUAAUACAGAUAGAAUCCCGAAAUCUGUAUACAGAAGACAGAACUGCGUACCGAUAGUGUACGUAACCGGUUCUCACUAUGAAGUUGGAUAUAUGGUCGGGCAGACGUUCGGAAAAGUUAUAAGAGAUUUUGUGGACACAUAUGAGCCUUUGAAAGAGUAUUUGAAAAUUUAUGAAACGUCCGCGGAUGGGAGACAAGUGUACAACGAAUGUCUAGAAACGACGGAUAAGUAUUUUCCUCAAUACUUGGUCGAGCUCAAAGGAAUGGCCACCGGCGCUGACGUUCCGUUCCAUAAGCUUUUUCUCAUCCAUUUGGACGAUAUACUAGUGUCAAACGUCCGGGAUACUGGUGCUGAUACGAGUGCCGGUUGUUCUACAUUAAUGGUGAACAUACCGUGCAAGGGACAGUUUAUCGGACACAACGAAGACGCCUUGAAUACGACGAUAAAUCAUUUUUACAUCGUUAGCGCUCACAUCAAGCCGAAUGGUGAAGAAGGUGGUGGAAUAUUUCCGAUAAGAGAAGAGAAAUGGGAAGCAAUGACUUACGCCGGUUCGCUGUCUGGAUACGCGAGCGGUCACAACUACCAUGGUUUGGUGUUUUCGAUCAAUACGAUUUUCGCGAAAAAACUCCGCAGAAAUAAAAUACCUCAGGUUUGUCUGACGCGAGCUCUAUUGGCUUCCAAGGCCAACAUAAAUGAAAUUCAAGAGUUAUUAACCAACCACGGAGCUGGUACGGCGGACGCGUUUCAUGUAAACGCCGGUUUCCUUGACGGAAGCAGGUGUACCCGGGUUUCUAUUCGAUCGAGGUGA